Messenger RNA from Oryctolagus cuniculus (rabbit), 2181 nucleotides. NCBI's taxonomy places the organism in Eukaryota, Metazoa, Chordata, Mammalia, Lagomorpha, Leporidae. The record is from RefSeq and is a predicted model, not a curated record.
CCCUGAUCGUGCGCGACCAGACGGAGCUGCGGCUGUGCGAGCGGUCCGCGCAGCGCACGGCCAGCGUGCUGUGGCCGUGGAUCAACCGCAAUGCCCGCGUGGCUGACCUCGUGCACAUUCUCACGCACCUGCAGCUGCUCCGCGCGCGAGACAUCAUCACAGCCUGGCACCCUCCCCCCCCUCUCCCGCCCCCCAGCACCGCUGCUCGGAGCCCCAGCAGCAUCUCGGAAUCACCCCAGAAGUUGCAAUCCUCGGCGUCCACCCUGGCCUCCCCAGCUGUUCCAGGUUCCCACACCCAUCUGGAAGCUGAACUUCGCUCCAUCCCAAGCCUCAUGUCCCUCCAUCCAGCGUUGCCAUCCACAGCGCCUUCCUCCACCAAGCCACGCCCAGAGAGCCCAGUGUCCCUCCUCCACGGGACCCACCCCCCUCCGUUCUGCUGGCCCCUCUGUGAGAUCUCCCAGGGCACCCAGAAUUUUUCCAAGGAGCUCAAGAUCGGGGAGGGCGGCUUUGGGUGCGUGUACCGGGCGGUGAUGAGGAAGACUGUCUACGCGGUGAAGAGGCUGAAAGAGGACGCCGACCUCGAGUGGAGCGCAGUGAGACAGAGCUUCCUGACCGAGGUGGAACAGCUGUCCAGGUUCCGGCACCCGAACAUCGUGGACUUUGCUGGCUACUGUGCUGAGAGCGGCUUCUACUGCCUCGUCUAUGGCUUCCUGCCCAACGGCUCCCUGGAAGACUGUCUCCACUUCCAGACCCAGGACCGCAGCCCUCUCUCCUGGCCUCAGCGACUGGAUGUCCUCCUGGGUACGGCCCGGGCCGUUCAGUUUCUGCAUCGGCACAGCCCCAGCCUCAUCCACGGAGACAUCAAGAGUUCCAACGUCCUCCUGGAUGAGAGACUGACGCCGAAACUCGGAGACUUCGGCCUGGCCCGUUUCAGCCGCUUCGCGGGGGCCAGCCCUGGCCAGAGCAGCACCGUGGCCCGGACACGGACUGUGCGGGGCACCCUGGCCUACCUGCCCGAGGAGUACAUCAAGACGGGGAGGCUGGCGGUGGACACUGAUACCUUCAGCUUUGGGGUGGUAGUGCUGGAGACCAUGGCUGGCCAGAGGGCUAUGAGGACAUAUGGUGCCAGGACCAAGUAUUUGAAGGACCUGGUGGAGGAGGAAGCCGAGGAGCUCGGGGUGGCCCUGAAAAGCGCCCAGAGCACUGUCCAAGUGGGCGUGGCUGCUGACGCCUGGGCUGCCCCGAUCGCCACCCGGAUCUACCAGAAACACCUGGAUCCCAGGCCUGGGCCGUGCCGGCCGGAGCUGGGCCUAGCCCUGGGCCGACUGGCUUGCUGCUGCCUGCACCGCCGUGCUAAGAAGAGACCCCCCAUGACCCAGGAUCGCCCCUGGGCAGCUCCACGUCGUCGUCGUCGUCGUCAGAACCCCCGCAGAUUAUCAUCAACCCCGCCCGCCAGAAGAUGGUGCACAAGCUGGCGCUGUACGAGGACGGGGUGCUGGACAGCCUGCAGCUCUUGUCGUCCAGCUCUGUCCCAGGCUUGGGCCUGGAGCGCGAGGACAGGCGGGGGCCCGAAGAGAGCGACGAAUUUCAGAGCUGACGGCUCACCUGGGCAGAGCUCCUCAAGCCCGGAAGGCAAAGUUCUCAUGGUUGCAAGUUCUCAUGGCCCACCCUGGCCGUGCAGUGGGGAGACAAGGCGAUGUCCCCCGCUGUUCUACGGGUGCGGCACAGGCUGGGCUAGAGGCCCUGAGAGGGCAGGACGCGCCCGAGGCUGCCGGCAGCGUUUCGGGCCGAGGAGAGCGGGCCCUGGUUCCCCUGCGUGCCGGCAGCCCAGGCCUAGACGCAGCCCUUAGACCGGCCCCGAGGGGAAGCGGCCAUUCUGCACGCAAUUCGAGAAGGGAAGCCCGCGCCGCCGCGGUGCAGUCCGCGGCCGCCCGGGGCACUACACGUGGGCACUACAUGUGGGCUCCACGCCGAAGGCGACGAACCCCAGGCAGGAGGCGGCCUGGGGGAGCAGGGCGGACACAGGAGGGACACAUGUGCCGUGAACAAAUGUGAGGCACAGCUUUAGACGCAAGUCAGGCUCUGUAAGCGGAUGUCCUCUUGAGAGCCUCCGAAAGCGGCCAGGCCUUGGUCGUGCAGGCCAAGGCGUCCUGCGGUAAUAAAAGCGAACAUGUUGGUUUC